GCAGCGCAGGCAAAGAAACAGGCUACCUGCUACCCGCAGGUCAAGUGUCUGCGACGCCUCGGCCUCCGGAGGAGGAGCUGUCCAGACUGAGUGCGGUCUUUCUCCCGCCCCCGUCCCCGCGGCUGAGGGCAUCAAAGAACUACAACUCCCGGCAGGCCGCGCAGCGCCCCGGCUUAACCAAGCGCAAUCUGGAGGGUGGCGGCAAAGUUGCCCGCGAAUCCCCGCCGCCCAGGUUGCGGCUGGAAGCCUAGCGCCGCGUCUUCCUGCUUCCCCACUCGGUGGAAAAGCCAGACAUUGGACCAGAUUAUUGGACACAAAAGCAUUGUGCAAUAAACCAGAAAGGAAGGAACAAGGAAGGCUGGAAGGUUGACUGACAAAAGGCUUCAUAGAAGGGUCUGGGGACAUGGCCAGAAGGGCUCUCAAGCUCGCCUCGUGGACCAGCAUGGCUCUCGCUGCCUCUGGCAUCUGCCUCUACAGCAACAAGUACUUGGACCCCAACGACUUUGGUGCCGUCAGGGUGGGCCGAGCAGUGGCCACGACGGCUGUGAUCAGUUACGACUAUCUUACAUCCCUGAGGAGUGUCCCUUAUGGCUCAGAGGAAUACCUGCAGCUUCGAUCCAAGGUGCACCUCCGCUCUGCCAGGCGCCUCUGUGAGCUCUGCUGUGCCAACCGGGGCACGUUCAUCAAGGUGGGCCAGCACCUGGGGGCUCUGGACUACCUGCUGCCGGAGGAGUACACCAGCACGCUGAAGGUGCUACACAGCCAGGCCCCGCAGAGCAGCAUGAAGGAAGUCCGCCAGGUCAUCCGCGAGGACCUGGGCAAAGAGAUUCAUGAUUUGUUCCUGAGCUUUGACGACACCCCUCUGGGAGCAGCCUCCCUGGCCCAGGUCCACAAGGCUGUGCUGCGUGAUGGGCGGACGGUGGCCGUGAAGGUCCAGCACCCGAAGGUGCAGGCUCAGAGCUCGAAGGACAUUCUUCUGAUGGAGGUGCUUGUCCUGGCUGUGAAGCAGCUGUUUCCAGAGUUUGAGUUCAUGUGGUUGGUGGAUGAAGCCAAGAAGAACCUGCCUUUGGAGUUGGAUUUCCUCAAUGAGGGAAGGAAUGCUGAGAAAGUGGCCCAAAUGCUGAAGCACUUUGACUUCUUAAAGGUCCCCCGCAUCUACUGGGAGCUGUCCACCAAGCGAGUGCUUCUGAUGGAGUUUGUGGAUGGCGGGCAGGUCAACGACAGGCACUACAUGGAGCGGAACAAGAUUGACGUCAAUGAGAUCUCGCGCCUCCUGGGCAGGAUGUACAGCGAGAUGAUCUUUGUCAACGGCUUCGUGCACUGUGACCCCCACCCAGGCAACGUGCUUGUGCGGAAGCGGCCGGACACGGGAAAGGUGGAGAUCAUCCUGUUGGACCACGGGCUGUACCAGGUGCUCACGGAGGAGUUCCGCCUGGACUACUGCCGCCUCUGGCAGUCGCUGAUCUGGACCGACAUGCAGAGCGUGAGGAAGUACAGCCAGCGCCUGGGAGCCGGCGACCUCUACCCCCUGUUCGCCUGCAUGCUGACGGCCCGGUCCUGGGACGCAGUCAACAAGGGCAUCGGCCAGACUCCCGUCACCACCACAGAGGACUCAGAGAUCCGCAACCAUGCGGCCAACUACCUCCCCCAGAUCAGCCAGCUCCUCAACCGUGUGCCGCGCCAGAUGCUGCUCAUCUUCAAGACCAAUGACCUGCUGCGGGGCAUCGAGGCCGCCCUGGGCACCCGCGCCAGCGCCAGCUCUUUCCUCAACAUGUCGCGAUGCUGCAUCAAAGCACUGGCCACGCACAAGAAGCAGAAGACCCGUUCACUCUUCAGAAGGGCCCGGAUCUCUCUGAGGGAGGCCGUCAGCUUAUGGAAGAUCAACCUUCACGAGCUCGUUCUGCAUGUGAAGGGGCUGAGGCUCACCGGCUGGGUCUGGGCUCUGCUCUGCUGGCUGCUGCCUGCUUCACACUGAGUGGACGCGCUGCCCCCUGCCCGGCGGUGGCCCCUGCCGCGGCUGAGGGGUCUCUUCAUCCCUCAUUCUUCCGUCGUGUCUCCACCCACUUGCCCUGUUUCUGCCCCGUGGAGCCCUGCGAUCCCUGCCUAUGGCACUGUCAUGCUCCGCCUCUGGAAAUCCUCUCCUGUGAAGCCCGUGUCUUGGGGCCUCAGGCCAUGUCCCGGGAGGGUUUCCAGCCAUUCCCAGGGGGAAGGCACCACGGUCUGCUUUCCCGCUCCCCGUCUGUGCCUUUGGGUUGGAUACCUGCCCCACCUGCUUCUGUUCACCUUUCUUGUGGUCAAGAUGGACUACUUAGCCCACCGAGGGCACAUCUAACUCACCAGACAUUUGGUUUUGCUGCAGAGGGGCUUGGUGCCUGAACUGCUGGAGAAGAGUUUUCUUUCUUUGCGCCAUCCCUCCCUGGAGGUGCCAACCUUCCUGGGGUGGCUUGGCCCCCGAGCCAGGUUCUGUUGCAGCUGUGAGUUCACAGCUGUCGUGGUGACCCGUUUGGUGACUUUAUGUACUGUGAUUCAAUAAAAACCACUUCGGGGCUUCAGGGCAA
This is a messenger RNA of Bubalus bubalis (water buffalo), 2558 nucleotides long. It is a transcript of the gene ADCK1, whose product is annotated as aarF domain containing kinase 1. Gene Ontology annotation, molecular function: ATP binding; protein kinase activity. The record is from RefSeq and is a predicted model, not a curated record. Lineage: Eukaryota; Metazoa; Chordata; Mammalia; Artiodactyla; Bovidae. The transcript has 12 exons. The coding region runs from base 404 to 1975 and encodes 523 amino acids. Gene Ontology annotation, biological process: lipid homeostasis; mitochondrion organization; protein phosphorylation. Gene Ontology annotation, cellular component: mitochondrial inner membrane.